GAACGUGCGUCUAGAUACGCGGCUCUCAGUUUUUAUGUUCUGUCUAAGCCUAUUCUUUUGUUAAACAGACGUUGUUCUGUCCAGACUUCUAUAUUGUAAAUUUUCGUUGAUAAAGUACCGUGAGUGUGAAAUAACUACGUACAACUUACAAACUAGCAAGAGACUAUAACUCAAUAAACAUGGCACUAACAAAGGGUCCAAGGGCAUUAGGACAUCAGCUGCACGCAGCUAAUGAAGAUACUAGGUUUGAUCACCUUAGUGCGCUGGACAUAGAUUCUCAUCCAACUUUCACUCGCUUGAGUGGUAUAAUUUGUACAAUUGGACCUUCAUCUCGGGAAGUGCAAACAUUGGUAGAAAUGAUGAAAGCAGGGAUGAACAUUGCUCGUUUGAACUUUUCUCAUGGUACCCAUGAGUACCAUUUAGGAACCAUUCAAAAUAUUAGAGAAGCAGCCAAAAUUGUCAGCAAUGAGAUGGAAAUGCCGUACUCUGUAGCAAUUGCUUUGGACACAAAAGGACCUGAAAUUCGUACUGGACUUUUAGUAGGGGGAGCUACAGCUGAAAUAGAACUGAAGAUCGGAGCCAAAAUUAAAGUUACUGUUGAUGACAGCUAUAAGGAGAAGUGUUCAGUGGACGUUUUGUAUGUUGACUACAAAAAUAUCACUAAAGUUGUGGUACCAGGCAAUCGAGUUUUUAUUGAUGAUGGUCUGAUUUCUCUUGUAGUCGAGGAGAUUGGUGCUGAUUUCCUACAAUGCGAGAUUGAAAAUGGUGGGUUGCUUGGUAGCAAGAAAGGUGUUAACCUCCCAGGAGUUAUUGUAGAUUUACCCGCAGUGUCAGAAAAAGACAAGGAAGAUAUAUUGUUUGGAGUGGAACAAGGGGUAGACGUGAUCUUUGCCUCUUUCAUAAGGAAUGGAGCUGGGGUGAAAGAAAUUCGUCAGAUCUUGGGAGAUAAGGGCAAAUAUAUUAAAAUUGUCCCUAAGAUUGAAAACCAUGAAGGUGUUAAAAAGAUUGAUGAAAUCAUUGAAGUCAGCGAUGGGAUCAUGGUUGCCCGUGGUGACUUGGGAAUAGAAAUUCCCCCAGAAAAAGUCUUCCUUGCACAGAAGAUGAUGACUGCCAAAUGUAAUAUCCUUGGAAAACCCGUUAUCUGUGCUACUCAGAUGCUUGAAAGUAUGGUAAAGAAGCCACGUCCGACUCGGGCUGAAAGUUCUGAUGUAGCUAAUGCUAUUCUGGAUGGGGCAGACUGUGUGAUGUUAUCCGGUGAAACAGCCAAGGGGGACUACCCUCUGCAAGCUGUCAAAAUCAUGGAUGCCAUCUGUACAGAAGCCGAGGCAGCCAUCUUUCACAAACAUGUUUUCACAGAGCUUAUUGCCAAGGCUCCAAUUCCUCUUGAUUCCACACAUUCUGUUGCUAUAGCAGCAGUUACAGCUUCUAUGAAAUCCUUAGCCUCGGCUAUUAUUGUUAUCACCACUACGGGAAGAACAGCCCACUUGCUAGCAAAGUAUCGUCCCCGGUGUCCCAUUGUAGCCGUUUCUCGUCUGAAUGUUACAGCUCGCCAAGCCCAUCUGUGGCGGGGAAUCUUACCACUUCUUUUUACUGGGGAACGAUUGCAAGACUGGCCUCAUGAUGUGGAUGCGAGGAUACAGUAUGCUAUCAAUUUCGGCAAAAAGCGAGACUUCAUUAAUCCUGGUGAUGCUGUUAUUGUUGUGACAGGCUGGCGAAAGGGAGCUGGAGCCACCAACACAAUGAGAGUUGUAUAUGUCGAUUAAUCUGACGUUCCUAUUUUUCUAUGAUGAAGCGAUUUCUUUUGUGGCUUUUGAAAUAUUUUUUUGUACUGUGAACAAACUGAAACAGUCAUUUUUGACAAAAUCUUUUGUGAUAAUUAAGUUAUUAUACACUUAUCAGACAUUAAUGCUUUCUUUAACAUUUAGCAUUCUGAAACUAAAGUAAGUGCUAAUAUAAUUGUCUGGUUAUUAUAACAGCAACUGUUAUAAUAAUAGUCUGGUUAUUGUAACAGCAACUGUUAUAAUAAUAGUCUGGUUAUUGUAACAGCAACUGUUAUAAUAAUAGUCUGGUUAUUGUAACAGCAACUGCUAUAAUAAUAGUCUGGUUAUUGUAACAGCAACUGCUAUAAUAAUAGUCUGGUUAUUGUAACUGCAACUGCCAUAAUAAUAGUCUGGUUGUUGUAACGGCAACUGCCGUAACAGUAGCCUGGUUGUUGUAACGGCAACUGCCGUAACAGUAGCCUGGUUGUUGUAACGGCAACUGCCGUAACAGUAGCCUGGUUGUUAUAUCAUAUAUAUGAAAACAUUACAUGAUUUUAAUUUAUUUCAAGAUGGGAUUUUUUAUACACACACACAGCACAAAACGAAGUAUCCAAGAAAAUUAUGGUAAAUGAUUAAAAAUAGUGUAAUAAACAAGUGCCUUUCAAAAUAUUUAAAUAAUUAUUUUUUCAUGUAUUUAAUGGUAAUAUAAUUCUAUAUAAACAAGAAGUUAGCUGUAGUUAUUGCUCUAAGGUACUGUAGCUGUAGCGUUUUGAAUUAUCAUAAUGUUUAACUUGAAGUAAUUACAUUCUCUGUGCUUUAGGUGUCUAUCAUUUUUAAUCACAGAAUAAAUAUUAAAAGUUAAACCGA
Molecule: messenger RNA, 2627 nt
Organism: Limulus polyphemus (Atlantic horseshoe crab)
Lineage: Eukaryota; Metazoa; Arthropoda; Merostomata; Xiphosura; Limulidae
Product: pyruvate kinase PKM-like
Exons: 11
Coding region: 180-1763 (527 amino acids)
Biological process (GO): glycolytic process
Cellular component (GO): cytoplasm
Molecular function (GO): potassium ion binding; pyruvate kinase activity; magnesium ion binding
Source: RefSeq, a predicted model, not a curated record